AUGCAUUUUGCUCCACCCAACGAACUUCGCUAUUACGAAACUGUUAAGACAUCAUUUUUUGAAAUACUCAAUCGGGACUGGGCUUCAAUGUAUUCUGGAGUUGUAGCCGGCUCUAUGGCGAAAUCCAUCCCAAUAGCAGCCUUUUCCAACUCUCUCACCUACAACAGCUUAAUCUGGCUUGCAAUCACUUUUGCUACUCUGGCAUUUUACAUGCAUUUGGCAGCUUGGCAAUUUCCUUACAAACAUGACCUGGUUUCAAGAACUCAUCCUUCAGGGGUAGAUAUAUAUUCAAGUUUACCCAAUUCCUUGACGAAUUUGUCUUCUUUAACAACUCUAGACCUAUCAUCGACCAAAUUGCUUGGGAACUUACCCGAUUCAAUUGGUUAUCUCAAGUCUACUAAUCAGCUCACGGGUCCCAUCCCCUUCAAUUUAAGUGGUCUUCAAAACCUAUGUGGGGUAAUACCUCCAUGGUUGUUUACUCUUCCGUCAUUGAUAAAUAUAGAUUUGAGUUCCAAUCAUUUAACUGGUCAAAUUUCUGAAUUCCAGGAUCAUUUACAAUUGGACACCAUUGACUUGAUUGACAAUAAACUUCAUGGCCCCAUUCCACAGUCAAUUUCAACUCUUGUAAAUAUAACCGGGCUCUAUCUUGCAUCAAAUGAUCUAAGUGGUAUUAUGGAUCUUCAAACACUCGAAAAUGUUGAGUAUGUACCUUGAUCUUUCCAACACUAAUCUAUCAGUGGUCGCUAGAAGCAAUGUCAACAAUACCCUUCCCAACCUAAGGAAUGUCUAUCUCUCAUCUUGCAACAUCGAGGUGUUCCCUAAUUUCUUAAGAGCCUCAGAG
Molecule: messenger RNA, 841 nt
Organism: Rhododendron vialii
Lineage: Eukaryota; Viridiplantae; Streptophyta; Magnoliopsida; Ericales; Ericaceae
Product: probable leucine-rich repeat receptor-like protein kinase At1g35710
Exons: 4
Coding region: 1-714 (237 amino acids)
Molecular function (GO): protein binding
Source: RefSeq, a predicted model, not a curated record